AUGUGCGAGCGCGCUGUCUCGCAGUUUCUGCGCUUGAACGUCGAAACGGCAUGGGGGCGGAUCGUUCGCAAGAUUGAUCACAUUCUGGACAUGCCCUCUCGGAAUCGGAAGAACAUUUGGGCCCACACGGAUUAUGGAAGAGAGUCCUCCAAGCCAAUCCAGCAAGUCGCCGAUAAAUCGUUUGGCGGGGACACUCUCAAGGCGCUGGAGCGUGAUUUCCAAUCGGCCUUCGACCUGGCACAGCGCAUCCGUACGGAGAACUUUGAGACAGAUGAGGAACGCAAGGAUUACCUUGCGACAGGUACUUCCGGAGUCCGGUAUGGGUGA
Sparassis crispa is the source of this 327-nucleotide messenger RNA. RefSeq lists its product as hypothetical. The transcript is spliced from 2 exons. The record is from RefSeq and is a predicted model, not a curated record. The coding region runs from base 1 to 327 and encodes 108 amino acids. NCBI's taxonomy places the organism in Eukaryota, Fungi, Basidiomycota, Agaricomycetes, Polyporales, Sparassidaceae.